Molecule: messenger RNA, 4145 nt
Organism: Salarias fasciatus (jewelled blenny)
Lineage: Eukaryota; Metazoa; Chordata; Actinopteri; Blenniiformes; Blenniidae
Gene: eml3
Product: EMAP like 3
Exons: 24
Coding region: 6-3326 (1106 amino acids)
Biological process (GO): microtubule cytoskeleton organization
Cellular component (GO): mitotic spindle
Molecular function (GO): microtubule binding
Source: RefSeq, a predicted model, not a curated record
GCUGGAUGUGUGCGGGUCCUCUGGAGACUCUUCCUCCGCAGCUCGCGCUCCAGCGCGGUUUCCGGACUCCUCCUCUGGUUCUUCGCCUCGCGCUCCUGAAGCGGGUCGACUGGACCCGGUCCUCCGGAGUUCUGCCCUCCGGAUCAGCUUCUUUCUCUCUGCUGGUGGACUUUAUUUGCAGGGACUGUGCGCGCGCUUCCGGUGCUGAUUCCUCAGACUGUCUUGACAGCAGCUCUCUGCCCCACACACACACACACUCACACACACUCACACACACUCCUCUGCCAGCAUGGAAAACACACCUUGAGCCCUCUCCGCUCCGUGCCAUGGAUUCCUCCACCAACAGUUUGGACGACAUGUCAGCCGGCAGCAGCGCCGAGUUCCCGGACCGGGCGUCCCUGAUGGAGGUCCGUCUGCAGGCGCAGGAGGACGAGAUCACGCUGCUGAAGUCCUCGCUGGCGGACGCCCUGCGCAGGCUCCGCCUCCACGACCAGCUGCUCCCCCUGCUGAAGCAGCAGCUCAUCGCAGUGAACCCCUCAGCCGCUCGGGUGCUGAACCAGGCCUGCUGCUCGGACGCAUGCAGCGGCGGCAGGAAGCUGAGCUCCGGGUCCGGGCCGGACGGGAUCCGUCAGUCCAGCAGCCAACUCUCAGAGAGCGUUGUGACCAAAGCUAACGGCCACAUAGGAGGCCCGUUGUCCACGGACUUCAAACCCAGACCCGCCACCCUGGACCGGUCCACCCAGACCGAGCCCGGCCCCCCGGGACCGGAGGCCGGGCAGGACCGGGUCCCCCUGCACAGGCGAGUCCUUAGCCUGCAGCUGGAGGACGCCCUGCCCCCGGGUCCGCCCGGGUCCACGUCCGGGUCGGGCCAGGCCAGACUGCACCGCGUCCCCGGCAUGGAGGAGGAGGACGAGGAGCCGGAGGAGGACGAGGAGGGCGGGGGGGAGCCGGAGAAGGAUCUGGCCUGGAUGUCUUCGGUGGAGGAGCCCAUCCAGCCCGCCGCCGUCCGGGGCCUCCAGAGGGAGGACUUCCGGGCCCGGAGCUGCUCCCCGGAGGAGCCCGGCUCUGCCAGGACCUCCGAGCAGACCCCGGGGCCCCGCGCCGCACCCCCCCAGGCCCCGGUCCUCAGAGGACCGAAGCCGCUGGUUCGAAGGAACAGCGAGAAGCUGGCGGGCCAGGACAGUCAGAGGAAGCGUCUGGACAAGAAGGCGGCGUCUUCGGCUAACCUGCUCGCCCGCUCGCCCAGCCUGGAGAACCGGGCCAAGGACCUGAUGUCCAGCGCAGGUUCCUCCGGCUCCAGGAGGGGAACCUACGGUCAAGGACAGUCCAUCAAGAUGUUCAUCCGGGGCCGGCCCAUCACCAUGUACGUCCCGUCCAACAUCCAGAACUACGAGGAGCUGAAGAUGGAGCCUCCGUCCCAGAGGCUGGAGCUGGACUGGGUGUAUGGGUACCGGGGGCGGGACUGUCGGGCCAACCUGUACUUCCUGCCGACAGGCGAGGCGGUGUACUUCAUCGCCUGUGUGGUCGUGCUCUAUCACAUCAACAGCCGCACACAGCGGCACUACCGCAGACACACCGACUGCGUCCGCUGCCUCACCGUCCAUCCUGAUAAGGUCCGGGUGGCGUCGGGUCAGAUGGCCGGCGUGGACAAAGACGGGAAGCCCCUGCAGCCCUGUGUUCACAUCUGGGACUCGUCCACGCUGGUCACCCUGCAGCAGAUCGGCCUGGGAGCCUUCCAGAGGGGCGUCGGCUCGGUGGCCUUCUCCGUGGCGGACUCGGGGGCCUUCCUGUGUGUGAUCGACGACUCCAACGAGCACAUGCUGUCUGUGUGGGACGCCACCAAGGGCACCAAGCACGCCGAGGUCAAGAGCACCAACGAGGCGGUGUUCGCGGUGGAGUUCAACCCCGACGACAGCUCCAACAUCAUCACCUGCGGCAAGUCCCACGUCUACUUCUGGACGCUCAGCGCCGGCCAGUUCACCAAGAAGCAGGGCAUCUUCGGGAAAUACAAGAAGCCCAAGUUCAUCCAGUGCUUCAUCUUCAGCCUGACGGGGGACGUCCUGACCGGGGACUCCGAGGGCAACAUCCUGACCUGGGGCAAGUCGGCCGCAGACAUCAAGACCCUGGGGAAAGGGGCCAAAGAGACGUUCCAGAUCAUGCGUCAGACCAAAGCUCACGAGGGCAGCGUGUUCACCCUGUGCCCCCUGCAGGGCGGCGCUCUGCUCAGCGGGGGAGGGAAGGACCGCAAGAUCAUCCGCUGGAGCGCCGACCUGGCGCCGGAGAGAGAGUGUGAGAUCCCAGAGAACUUCGGGGCGGUCCGCACGUUGGCGGACAUGGAGGACGGGGAGCUGCUGGUGGGCACGACGAGGAACGCCAUCCUGAGAGGGAGCUUCUCUGACGGCUUCGUGGCCAUCGUGCAGGGCCAUGUGGAUGAGAUGUGGGGUCUGUCCACUCAUCCCUCUCAGAACAUCUUCCUGACCUGUGGUCAUGACAGACAGGUCUGUCUGUGGAACACUGAGGAACACAAACUGGACUGGAGCCUCAUUCUGGAGGAAUACGGUCUGUGUGCUGACUUCUGUCCGAACGGUUCGGUGGUUUCAGUCGGCCUCAGCACAGGGAGGUGGGUGGUGUUGGACCUCCUGACCAAGGAGGUGGUGUCAGAGUUCACCGAUGGGAACGAGCAGCUGUCCGUCAUGAGAUAUUCACCAGACGGAAGCUUUCUAGCGGUCGGAUCUCACGACAACUUCAUCUACAUCUACAGCGUGACGGAGAGCGGCCGGAGGUACAGCCGCUUCGGCCGGUGUAACGGUCACUCCAGCUUCAUCACUCACCUCGACUGGUCCAAAGACGGAAAGUACAUCAUGUCCAACUCAGGAGACUACGAGAUCCUCUACUGGGACAUCGCGUCGGGCUGCAAGCUGCUGAGGAACCGCUUCGAGAGCAAAGACAGGGAGUGGGCUUCGUACACGUGUGUGCUGGGAUUCCACGUCAUGGGUGUGUGGCUGGAGGGCUCCGACGGCACGGACAUCAACGCGCUGUGCCGCUCCCACAGCGAGAGGGUGGUGGCCGUGGCCGACGACUUCUGCAAGGUGCACCUCUUCCAGUACCCCUGCCCCAAGCUCAAGGCGCCCAGUCACCGGUACGACGGCCACGGCAGCCACGUCACCAACGUCUGCUUCACCCACAGCGACUCCCACCUGCUGUCCAUCGGCGGGAAGGACACCUGCAUCCUGCAGUGGAGGGUGCUGGACAGCAGGGAGCGGCUGGCCUCCGCCUCCGCCUCCGCCUCCUCCUCCACCUCCUCCCCGGAGCCCGGCGCCUGCUGAGAGCAGGCCCAUCACAUCCUGGUGAAAACUGGACCGAGCAAGGCACAGGGCCUCGCCGCUCCCGGUGGACAUUCCUAUGUCUCACUACUUCCUGUUUACCACAAAUCAAGACUCUUUUUUGUUGUUUUUUUUAAUAUACUCUGAGUAUUUUGUAAGCAGUGUUUGAUCGGCUGAUGCUGAAGCUGCUUCACGGCUCGCUGACACAUGAGAUUUUGUACAAUGAGCAACAUGAAAGUUUUCAAAAUAAGCUUUAUGUCAUUUCAGAUUUAUACAAGUCCAGAGCUCUGUGUGUGUGUGUGUGUGUGUGUGUGUGUGUGUGUGAGCGAGAGAAUGAGACUCAGUUUGUCUGUGUAUUUGUGCAGUCCUAAUCAAACUUGUAAAUGUCUGAAUUCGUUACUCUGAUUUGUCCAUCUGUCGGUUUGAGGGUUUGUUUGCCCUCGGUUCUGACUCGCAGGCUCUCGUCAUUGAAGCCAGGUCCCUGUCUUAUUGAAAUCAUUCAAAAACCUUGAAUGCGAAGAAAAACAUUGCAGGACAAAAGAAUCCUGACAGGACUGAACCUGUCAGUCGACACUGAGGGCUGAGCCCACUUUUGGAAGUCCCCGCCAGUUGCUUUCGGCUUCUUUUCUGGACAGAUCUGCUCAUCGUACUGGACCCCGUGUGUCACUGCUCCUCAUGCCUUCAGACUGUGACCGGCCCGUUCAGCAGCUCAAAGUAACCCACAGAUCAGUACACUUGAAAAUCAUUACACAGUUCUGCGUGUAUUUAAACCAAUACUGUGAUGUAUCAGUCAAAGCUCUCAAUAAAAACGUGAAGACUGGA